AUGUUUGAUAAUGAAACCAUCCUUGGUAAAAUCCUAAAUGGUACGAACAUAGAAGACAUUUUGAAUAAUAAAAGUCUUAGGAUUCAUAUUGGUAUUAAGAAUGCUGAUAAAUUUCACAAUCAUAUGGAAAUAAGAUUUAAGGUUACCAGUAAAGAUUAUAGUGUUAUGGAUAAAAAUAGCGAAUGGAAAACUAUCCAAUUUUAUAAUAUUCAGAAUACAUGUUAUAAUAUUCAGAAUACAUGUUAUAUCAAUGAUUUGGAUAAAGAUUUGGAUGAUCUGAUCCUAUUUAUCAAAGUUAAAGAUAAAGUUGCAAAGUACGAUUUAAAAGGAAUAAAAUUUGGUAUGUCAGUACAAACUCAUGAACUUUUAGAAGGAAUUAUUUUGACUUUGGCUAUUGUUGAUGGCGAUGAUGAAAGCCCAGGUUUUAAAUCCAUUUAUGGAAGCACAUUCGACGAUAUUAUUAUAGAUG
Acaulospora morrowiae is the source of this 469-nucleotide messenger RNA. The record is from the annotation of a GenBank genome assembly. NCBI's taxonomy places the organism in Eukaryota, Fungi, Glomeromycota, Glomeromycetes, Diversisporales, Acaulosporaceae.